Molecule: messenger RNA, 1412 nt
Organism: Phalaenopsis equestris
Lineage: Eukaryota; Viridiplantae; Streptophyta; Magnoliopsida; Asparagales; Orchidaceae
Product: U-box domain-containing protein 17-like
Exons: 1
Coding region: 270-1412 (380 amino acids)
Biological process (GO): protein ubiquitination
Cellular component (GO): nucleus; cytoplasm
Molecular function (GO): ubiquitin-protein transferase activity
Source: RefSeq, a predicted model, not a curated record
CCAAACCGCUUCCGGGCUACGCAUUUUCUCUUUGCUGCGACUUCGAUUCACACUCUUUUGUCGCCACCGCUCCCACCCACACAAAGGUUCCACGUGUCACAAUGCCAGUCGACAGCCACCUCCUGCUCGUAACAUUUCAUUCGCCCGGCCGCUGACCAACAGCUUAGCUGACAAAUUUGGCCUUUUGCGAGAUUUCCUCUGUUUAAAAGAAAACCCACGCCUUGAUCCAACAAUGGCUCUUCUCUAAAUUCAAAUCAUAAACUCCGGCGAUGGCCGCCGCAAUUCAUAAUAUCUUGCGAAAGCCACCACCGCCGAGCGCUUUCUUUACUCCGGCGGGACUCUCCGACUCCUCUCUCCUCGAACUCCUUCUCGCCGUCGCCGGCGACAUCGGAAAAGGCGGCGACUUGCCGCAAUACCAGCGGCGGAAUGCACGUUGCCUUAUUCGCCGGAUUAGAACCUUUCUAAUCCUUAUUGACUUCCUCAUUGAAUUGCGGCAGGAGCUUCCGAGUUCGGCGGUUCUCUGCUUUAAAGAGUUCUACAUCGUCGUGCACCGAGCGAGGAUUCUUCUCGAUUACUGCUUUCAAUCGAGCCGACUAUGGCUGCUUCUUCACAACAGGGAAAUCUCCGGCUUUUUUCAGGACCUCGAACGUGAGAUCUCGACGUUCCUUGAUGUUCUUCCGCUCAACGAGCUCCGCCUCACCGCCGAUGUACGGGAGCACAUCGAGCUGCUCCGGCGACAGGUUGGGAGUUCGAAGAUGUGCGUUGAUGAUGAAGAUGAAGAGGUUCGGAUUAAAGUUUUGUUCUUGUUGGAAGAAUUCGGCAGGAAGAGAAUUCCUGAUCUGUCAGACUUGAAAUCAACUUUUAUCGACCGGAUUGGAAUGAUGAAUGCAGGGGAUUUUGAGAAUGAAAUUGAAUUCUUGCAAAAACAAAUCUUUAACCACGAAGGCGCCGUCGAUGCGGAGGCCGACCUUGCCAAAAUUAGCGGCGUAAUCGCCGUCGUUAGAUACUCUCGUUUUUCUCUCUUCGGCACCAAGGAAGUUGAGGGAAGCAAGAAGAAAACUACCUGCCGGCCAUCGUCGCCACGAGCCGGCGAAAUCUCCGCUCCACCGAAAGAUUUCUGCUGCCCCAUAUCGCUCGAGUUGAUGCGUGAUCCAGUGGUGCUCCCCACUGGUCAAACGUACGACCGCCAAUUCAUCAACCAAUGGAUCGCCGGCGGUAACCAAACCUGCCCCAACUCGGGCCAAAACCUCGGCAACCCCACCUUGAUUCCCAACCGCGCCAUUCACAGUCUCAUAUCCCAUUGGUGCGCGGCUAACGGCGUCCCAAGUAACUCCGGCCAAAACCUCGGUAUCGCCGCCACCGCCUUCACCGCCAACAAGGCGGCGAUAGGAGCCAACCCCUCCACCCGAUAG